CUGCAGCUGGACAACAACAUCAUCGAGAAGAUCCAGGGCCUGGACACAUUAGUGCAUUUAGUUUGGCUCGACCUGUCAUUCAAUAACAUUGAGGUGAUCGAAGGCCUGAGCGCCCUCACUAGGCUGGAGGACCUCAGUCUGCACAACAACCGCAUCUCCGUCCUGGAGAACAUGGACCAUCUGGAGAAUCUGCAGGUCCUGUCCAUAGGAAACAACAACCUGACCUCCCUGGAAAAUCUUAUCUACCUUCGCCAAUUCCAGCAGCUGCGGACCCUAAAUCUGUCAGGAAAUCCACUUUGAGAUGAAGCAUAUAAGUUAUUUGUGGCGGCUCAUCUGCCAGACCUGGUGUACCUGGACUUCAGGCUCGUCGAUGACAAUAUAAGGGACAUUGCUAAUGUGAAGUACCAGUAUUCUAUCGAGGAGAUGAAUCACAACGAGACCCUGGAGAGAGUGAAGCGAGAGAAGGAGGAGAAGGACCAGCGAGAGCUGGACAAACACAAGGCUGCCUACGUGGAGAACCUGAACGGCCCCUUCCUUUUUGAGGGUAUGUAUGCGGAGGAUGUGGAGGGAACCCGGCUGUCAUCUCUUCCCGCUGUAGCUGACCUUGUGAGUCAUAUCCUUUUAUACCUGCACCUCACCUAUAGGACUAAGUGCAGCGAAGUCUGCCAGAAUAUAUUCGAGUACGGUCUCAAUCACCAGGAGAAGAGAGACGCAGAGAUGGCCGUCUUCAAUGAAUGUCUGCAGGAAGCUGUGACGGAAAACCAGGAGGCCGGAGCCAAGAAAAUCCAAGAACUUCAAUCAAAGAACUAUGAGCUGCUGUAUGAGCUCUCCCAGAUCACGGAUCAGCAGAUCCUUGAUGCCAAGUCAUUGCAGUACAGUCAAGAUGUGGCCCAGCUGAUGGAUGCACUGCUGAACCUGGAGAUACAACUGGUGGAUCAGCUCGAGGAAAUCAUUAAGGAGUAUGAGAGAAAUAUCGGAGAACUGGUGUCCACCUUCCUGGAAACUGCGCAGGGUCUAAUGGCUCAAGUCAGAGAUCUGGAGAACCAGCAUCAUGAGAAGCUCCUGGAGCUGUGCAUCAACAUGUUGGAGCAAGUGCUGAAGGGGGAGCUGGAUGAAGACAUGACAGAUGAACUUCGAGCGCUUUUUGUAGACAAAGACACAAUCAUUAACGCAGUCAGCGCCUCCCACGACAUCCACAUGCUGAAGAUCGACAAUCGGGAAGAUGAACUGGUCACCAAAAUCAACAACUGGGCGACGGAUCUCAUACAAAAGGUUCAUCAGGAAGAACUGCGAAGGAAUCGGAAGCGGGUGGCGGAAAUCAACACCUACGUCGAUCACUUGAGGGAUGAGUUGGACAACCUUGACAUCCACGAGCAAAUAUGAGAGACUCGCUCCGACCAAUCGCGGGGGCUGCGUGUGGCGCCCACUUCCCCUGGUCAGACUGUUCUGGGGUUUUAUGGGAGCUAAGAGAGUUUUUAAUGUUUUUUUACACGCCGUAAUCGGGUUCCGCGUCACCAGCUAUAUCACAUGGCUGCAUCGGUCAAUGGCCCCUUAUUCCCGUGUUAUAAAAUGUCGGUAUCAUUAGGAUAUGCCGCCACUUUAUCACUGCUAAGCGUCUCACCUUUGGGACCCCCACAGUCAAGAGAACAGGGCUGGACUGGCCAUAGACCCCACAGGGAAAUUUCCCAGUGGGCCGAUGCCUGGGGAGGGGGCCACCCAAGCCCUCCAGCCGGGUACAUAAUGAUCUGAUUCUCUUCUAUGUGCCUUGCCAGCGGCCGCAGGUGCCCUCCGGAAUUCAACUGUAUCGCCAUCCUCAGGACAGUGAUACAGCGGAAUACUGUGGCGCAGGUGCCAGUAUUUUAACUGUGUUAUUUGGUUCUGCUGGGGCGGUAUAUUGUUCUCCGCUAUGGUAAUGCUAGCCCUGCCUUUUUGUGUGGCCCCGCCUUCUGAGUUUAGACCCACCCACAAUAUGGGGCCACUUUUAGUUUUUUUGCCAGGACCACUUUAAGUUCCCAGUCCGUCCCUGCAUGGGAAUGAAGGGGAUGCUGCGUUUAUUUGGCACUACGUCCCCUUCAGGGCACUGGAGACGGACAUUCUUUUGAAUUGGGCCAAACUUCACUUCCCUGCACAGCCGGUUGGCUGAGGCGCCGCUGCGCAAGAAAAAUCAGAAGAGGGGACGCAGCCGUAAAGCAGCACAGCAUCCCCUUCA
Bufo bufo (common toad) is the source of this 2209-nucleotide messenger RNA. It is a transcript of the gene DRC3, whose product is annotated as dynein regulatory complex subunit 3. Gene Ontology annotation, molecular function: protein binding. Lineage: Eukaryota; Metazoa; Chordata; Amphibia; Anura; Bufonidae. The record is from RefSeq and is a predicted model, not a curated record.